AUGUCCAAAAUUUUUAGCGAAACGCAUUCUUAUGCUGAGAAUAAAUCUGAUAAGAAGUCAAAAAUAGAAGAUGACUUACUAUCAAUCGCGGACAGUAACUGCAGUUCUACUAAAUCCAAUAAAAGAAAUCUACUUAGCAAAAAUUCAAAUGUUCACCAAUUAUUGGCCAGAAUAGCGCAAGAAAUUGAUGAAAGAAAACCGAGUAAUGUAAUACACUUUAUUGUAGAUUUUUUGUGCAAGCAUUAUCCCCAACAUUUACAUGGCUUUGAGGCCAUAUGGAAUGGAGACCCCGAUUUGGAACAAGAAAGAAUACUAGUAGUGGAAUUUUUUAAGCAACAAAAAAUACCAGUAGAAAUAUCAGUUCAUUUUGUCAAUGCUGGAUUUGACACGAUUGAGACAUUAUGCACAUUAUCCACCAAUGCCCUUGAUGACGUGGAAAAAUUUAAUAACACUAGAUGGCUACCAGGACAUAAAGUUCGAUUACAACAAACCUUCAACGACAUUACUAACAGAGUUCGGAUUUUCAAAGAACAAAGGGAUGCUUUAAUCAAAUCUUUGAAACAUCGAUUUAUAGGUACUAGUACCCCACAUUUACUUAACUCUGUCGUUCUUCCCAAAGUAGCUAAUCCUAUUAUAUUACCAGUACAUCAGCACACACAUUCACCAUUUAAUGUUCCUUCGAGGGAGGCAAAUUAUAUAUCAGUUGACAAAUCCAUGCACCCCCCUUAUAUCUACAAAAGAUAA
Messenger RNA from Plasmodium gonderi, 744 nucleotides. Its product is annotated as stripes inner membrane complex protein. Bases 1 to 744 code for a protein of 247 amino acids. The transcript is spliced from 3 exons. Lineage: Eukaryota; Apicomplexa; Aconoidasida; Haemosporida; Plasmodiidae. The record is from RefSeq and is a predicted model, not a curated record.